AUGGGAGGGGGUUCAGGGGUCGCCAUCAAAAUCAUCGACAAGACCCAGCUGAACCCCACGAGCCUGCAGAAGCUGUUUCGGGAAGUUCGGAUCAUGAAGGGGCUGAACCACCCCAACAUCGUGAAGCUGUUUGAGGUGAUCGAGACGGAGAAGACGCUCUACCUGGUCAUGGAGUACGCCAGCGCAGGUGAGGUGUUCGAUUACCUGGUGUCCCACGGGAGGAUGAAGGAGAAGGAGGCGCGGGCCAAGUUCAGACAGAUCGUCUCGGCCGUGCACUACUGCCACCAGAAGAACAUCGUGCACAGGGACCUCAAGGCCGAGAACCUGCUGCUGGACGCCGACGCCAACAUCAAGAUCGCCGAUUUCGGCUUCAGCAACGAGUUCUCGCGGGGCUCCAAGCUGGACACGUUCUGCGGCUCGCCGCCCUACGCCGCCCCCGAGCUCUUCCAGGGCAAGAAGUACGACGGGCCCGAGGUGGACAUCUGGAGCCUGGGGGUCAUCCUCUACACGCUGGUCAGCGGCUCGCUGCCCUUCGACGGCCACAACCUCAAGGAGCUGCGGGAGCGCGUCCUGCGGGGCAAGUACCGCGUGCCCUUCUACAUGUCCACGGACUGCGAGAACAUCCUGCGCCGCUUCCUGGUGCUCAACCCCGCCAAGCGCUGCACCCUCGAGCAAAUCAUGAAGGACAAAUGGAUCAACAUCGGCUACGAGGGCGACGAGCUGACGCCCUACACGGAGCCCCAGGAGGACUUUGGGGACACCAAGCGCAUCGAGGUGAUGGUGGGCAUGGGGUACACGAGGGAGGAGAUCAAGGAGGCGCUGAGCACCCACAAGUACAACGAGGUGACGGCCACCUACCUGCUGCUGGGGCGCCGGGGAGAGCCCGAGGGUGGCACUGGCCUGUCCCUGUCCCUGUCGCGGCCGCGGGGCCCGGCCGAGGCGCCCAACGGUGCCACCAAGUCGGGGACGUCGGGGACGCACGGCAAGGGACAGCGCGGGGGGGGCCACCACCGGCAGCGGCGGCACAGCGACUUCUGUGGCCCCGCCCCCUCCUCCUCGGCCCCGCCCCGCCGCAGCCCCCCCGGCGCCGCCCCCCCCGCGGAGCUGCGGGAAGGGGGCGUGGCCGGGGGCGUGGCCGCGCCCGGCGGGGGCGUGGCUCCGGCGCGGCGCGGCAGCGGCGGCUCCGGGGGGGCGUGUCCCGGGGGGGCGGGGCGAGGGGGCGGGGCCGCCCCUCCCCCCUCGCCCCUGGUCAGCAGCGCCCACAACCCCAACAAGGCCGAGAUCCCCGAGCGGCACCCGGACUGCGCGCCCCACGUGCCCCCCAGCGUGAUGGGCCGCAGGAACACCUACGUGUGCUCGGGGGGCGAGCGGCACCUGCUGCUGCCCAACGGCAAGGACAGCCUGCCGUCCCGCCCGCCGCCGUCCCCCUCCAGCCACUCGCUGGGCGGGGCUCACCUGGCGCACCUGGCCCGCGGCUGCUCCGCCCGCAGCACCUUCCACGGGGGGGGCGGGGCCGGGCGCGAGCGCCGGGGGGGGGGCGCGGGAGCCCCUCCCCCCGCCUCGCCCCCCCCCGCCCCCGCCGCCGCCUCCCCCCGGCCCCGCCCCACGGCCACGCUGCUGAGCAAGAUCACCUCCAAGCUGACCCGCAGGGUGUCCCUCGACCCCUCCCGCCGCCAGAGCUCCAAUCGCUGCGUCUCGGCCACGCCCGGCCCCGGCGCCACCAAGAUCCGGUCGCAGACGAACCUGCGGGAAUCGGGGGACCUGCGCUCACAAGUUGCCAUCUACCUGGGGAUCAAGCGGAAGCCGCCCCCCGGCUGCUCCGAGGGGGGGGGGCUCUGACGCCCCUCCCCCGCACGGGGCAACGGCCCCGGGACCCCCCCCCCCCGGGAGCAGAACGGGACCCCCGGGACCGGAUCGGGACCCCCGGGACCCCCCCGGGAGCAGAACGGGACCCCCGGGACCGGAUCGGGACCCCCGGGACCCCCCCGGGAGCAGAACGGGACCCCCGGGACCGGAUCGAGACCACCAGAAGGAGACCGGGACCCCCCCCCCGGGACCCCCGGAACCGGAUUGGGACCCCCGGGACCCCCCCCGGGACCACCAGAACGAGACCGGGACCCCCCCCGGGACCCCCGGAACCGGAUCGGGACCCCCGGAACGAAACAGGGACCCCCCCGGGACCCCCGGAACCCCUCCCGGGACCCCCCCCGGGACCACCAGAACGAGACCGGGACCCCCCCGGGAGCAAAACGGGACCCCCGGGACCCCCAGAACUGGAUUGGGACCCCCGGGAUUCCUCCGGGACCCCCCCCGGGACCCCCGGGACCCUCCCCGGGUCCCCCAGAACGAGACCAGGACCCCCAGAACCGGAUUGGGACCCCCGGGACCCCCCCCGGGACCCCCAGAACCGGAUCGGGACCCCCCCAGGACCAGAACGGGACCCCCAGAACCUGCCCGGGGGACCCCUCCAGGAGCCCCCCCCCAGGAGCCCCCCCAAGGAUUCGGCAGCCCCGGGACCCCCCACCCCCCCCUCCCCAAAUUUGGGACCAGCGGCGCUGGGACCCCCCCGGGGUGUGGGGGAGGGGGGGGUGGGUGAUUUUGGGGGGGGGGUUCGGUGCCAAGAUUUUGGGGGGACCCCCCCCACACACACCCCCCCACCCCUGCAGCCGCCCCCCCACCCCGUGCCCCUCCCCCACCUUGUACAGUCUGUAAAUACGGCCCCGCCCCCCCCCCGGACCCCCCCCUCGGACCCCUCCCCCAUUUUUAAGUUAUUCCUGCCCCGAGUUGUCCCCCCCUGACCC
Vidua chalybeata is the source of this 2801-nucleotide messenger RNA. Its product is annotated as MAP/microtubule affinity-regulating kinase 4-like. The coding region runs from base 1 to 1839 and encodes 612 amino acids. Lineage: Eukaryota; Metazoa; Chordata; Aves; Passeriformes; Viduidae. Gene Ontology annotation, cellular component: cytoplasm. The record is from RefSeq and is a predicted model, not a curated record. Gene Ontology annotation, biological process: intracellular signal transduction; microtubule cytoskeleton organization; protein phosphorylation. The transcript is spliced from 17 exons. Gene Ontology annotation, molecular function: protein serine/threonine kinase activity; ATP binding; protein binding.